Molecule: messenger RNA, 829 nt
Organism: Conger conger (European conger)
Lineage: Eukaryota; Metazoa; Chordata; Actinopteri; Anguilliformes; Congridae
Product: interferon-induced transmembrane protein 3-like
Exons: 3
Coding region: 16-570 (184 amino acids)
Biological process (GO): response to type II interferon; response to interferon-alpha; defense response to virus
Cellular component (GO): plasma membrane
Source: RefSeq, a predicted model, not a curated record
GCAUGGUAGAUCUUCAUGAACAAGUCUGGGUACGCCCCCGCGAACAAUGCCCCCGUCUCGGAUAACAACGGGUCAGUGAGGGAAAAGCAUCGGACCCGCCUGCUCGACAACACUUUCGUUGAGGGAAUGCAAGAACAGGAUUCGCGACAACUUGCGCCCAGUUCAGAGCAGGAUAACUUUAGGAGGGAGAACAUGCAAAACCCCGCGGAAGGCAUGGCGAUGCAGCCCCACAGCUACGAGCGACUGAAAGAUUCGAGGGAUGCCAACAAUGCGGUGCGGUUUGUCCCAAUUCCGCCACCUCGGGACCACGUUCUCUGGUCUCUGUUCAACUUAUUCUACAUGAACGCGUUUUGCCUUGGAUUUGUGGCCCUUUACUUCUCAAUAAAGUCCAGAGACCGGAAAGUGGUCGGCGACAUGGAAGGGGCGCGAGAAUACGGGUCCACCGCGCGCUGCCUCAACAUCGUGGCGCUCUGUCUCUCCCUGCUGUUCUUCCUCAUCAUUAUCAUCAUGCUUGCUGUCAGCGCUUACGCCCUGAAACAAACCGUGUCAGAUAUGUUGAACAGGGGUUAACGGACAUAAUUUGGUCAUAAGAUGCUUCGUUCCGUUUCGUUAAUUACCUUUUUCCUUUGCAUUGUAACACUGCUACCUAUUUCUAUUUUCCUAUGCACUUGUCUUGGUGACAUAAAAAAAUAUAUAUAUAUAUAUAAAACAUAUUGGUUAAUAUUCUUUGCUAUUAUUGAGAUACACAUUUUCAUAUAAUGUUACUGUUUAAACCAAGAUGGCCAAUGUGUACAAUAUUUUUCUAAGAUAUUAAAGUGUUGUAGAAAAA